Venturia canescens is the source of this 2437-nucleotide messenger RNA. RefSeq lists its product as uncharacterized. NCBI's taxonomy places the organism in Eukaryota, Metazoa, Arthropoda, Insecta, Hymenoptera, Ichneumonidae. The coding region runs from base 383 to 2035 and encodes 550 amino acids. The transcript has 8 exons. The record is from RefSeq and is a predicted model, not a curated record.
GAUAAAAAUUGAAGGAUCCUUAGGAACUUCGCUCUUGGCAAAUUCUCAUUGUCUCGAGAAUUCACAAAAUUGCUUAUUUGUAUGACAAGUGCCGGUAUUCCUGUGUCGGUAUGCGUUUAAUUCGGACAUCGAUCCAUCGCACCCGUGGCAACGAAAAUUACGGUGCGAGGAGACGCCUGGUAGAAAAUCCGUCGUACCGUCUCUUCCUCGAUUUCUCUUCCCUCCCUUUCUCUUCACUGUUUCUUCGUGCCUCUCUCUCCACACCGAAACAAAUCCAAGUUCCGGAGCUCGUGAGUGCCCUCGUUUUAUACUUUCGUUGCGAUACUUUCGUCGCGUUUACUCCCAACGUACAAUUGAUUCGACUAUUAAAUUCUCGGUCGUCAUGCCAAGAGUAUCGAGUACAACUGGUCUUAUAGCAGCACGUGUUAGACGCGUUUGCAAACCCGAGCCAAAGAAAAUCGAAUUGAUCGGAUCCAGUAAACCGGCUCCUUUCACACUUCGACCAUUCGCUGGACUUUUUAAUCCAUUUCCCUACGGAUGUUCGGUUUUGUGCAAUCAUCCCGCGGAUGGGGAAGCCAAAGAAUUCGUGCGGAGGGCAAAGGAAUCAUGGGCCACAGAAGGAAAAGCACUCCUUUUACCCGCCGAGAUGGAAAUGAUCCGCGCGACUCUUUUGGCUGGUGGUGUUGACCCCGAUGGUCCUGGAGGAACUGAAGGGAACGCGCCUAACGUGGAAGCGACGACGACGGUGCCCGAGGAAUUGUUCCGGAAGUACACGGAAACGGACUCGAGACCAUUGACUCCAGCUCCGACUUUGGCCAGUGGACCGCUCACCGCUCAUCGUCUUAGUAACGACGAACAACCAGCUACGUGUAAUCCACGUGAACGAACAACUUUGAUUCUUGAUUUGAGAACGAGCUCCCAAGAACAAGAUAAUGAGACACUCAGUUGGCACGCGUUGACUCUCGAGCGUCAACCAACACCUCGUAGAAGUGAGAUUACGAGACCGAGCGUUGCUCAACAUCAAACGAGGCCCAUUGUACCUCCACCACCGUCACCUGCUCUGCCAGUUAUCGAACUCAGCGACCAGGGAUCUUCAAAAAACGACGAAGGCGAUGAUAACAGCGACAGUGAUGACGAAUUACCGAUGCGAAGACGCGGUAAACGUCUGAGAAAACGGAAAUGUCGUCGCGGCUCGACUUACGGUCAGCAGAAUGAAGUCCGAGAUCCGCCAGAACCUCCAGAAACUCAAGUUUCUCAAGUCGAUGACGAAAGUCGACGGAAUUCAGCCUUCGUAGCCACUGGCGAAGCGACCGAGGUCAAGACGCCACCACCGGAAAAACAGACUAUUCAAAUUCAGGAGCGUAUUUUCCCAUCGAGCUUCAUCAGUCCAGAAAUUCUUAAACAUUUGAGUCGAGAAUUGGACAGAGAUUUGAUCGAGGAAGAAUUCUCUCUGAGGAGGAGACUCGCUCUCGAGGAGGCUUGGCGUGUCAGGGGUGAAUUCCACUCGGUAAAUCGGGGUCCUCGACAAUCGACAAACAUUCAGGUGCCGUUACAAAAUACUCCGAGAAUGUUUUCUCGGCAAAGUGCGCGAUUUGAAAUUCUCGACAGCGCGAGUUUGGCAGAUUUGACGCCGUUGAGUUAUCUUGGAAAGCACGUUUCGCUGACUUCCGGAAGGAAAUUGAUUUACGGUCGUGCAUUCAGCCGUUAUUACGAGGAAGGAAUGGACGGAUUGAGAAUAAUUCAAGCGAAUGAUGUGAACGACGGGCUUGAUGAAAUUCUUGGUAAGCCAAUGAGGGAGGAUGAAAAAUUACGGUUGACGGAGGCGAUUGGUCCGAUCGUCGAAUCGUUGAAUUUUCGUACUUGGUGCGGGUUGUGCGCGGCUGUUGAGAGAUUGAUAGCUCCGCUGCCGUCCAGAGAUAUCGAUCCACCGGAAUGGCUUGAGAGAGCGGAUUUCGGCGCGCUUGAGAGAAGAAUUCGCUCUAUUGAUAUCGAUCCAACGUUAGCUCGACUGUUGAGGGAAAUUCGAGAUCGUUAGAAAAUUUCUUUUAGCACUGCAAUUUGCAUUAUUGUUAAGAAAGUAUUUACCUAAUUAUUAUUUUUUAAAUGAAAAAUACCUGAAACUCGAUAAACAGUACAUGUCCGUACAGUAAAAUGAAAACUUCGAUAAAUAUCGCAUAUUUUUGUUUUAUUGCUCGGUCGAACUGCGCGGUGUCAGCCCGAGCUUACACAGUUAUAACAAUAUUCAGUUUUUUGUUGUUGUAUUUUUCUUGUUUUCGUUUCUGUUCGUUAUUUUGGUAAUGAUUUUUUAAUCUUCCUGUCAAUAGUAUACAAACGGCCGUUUUAUUAUUAUGUAUUCAUUGAUUUUCACGAUCGGUGAGAUUCUAACACAAUAGUAAACGUAAUAAAUAAUGGAUUUGUUCCUUCCUCUCUCUCUCUC